Molecule: messenger RNA, 1365 nt
Organism: Anopheles marshallii
Lineage: Eukaryota; Metazoa; Arthropoda; Insecta; Diptera; Culicidae
Gene: Rpn13
Product: proteasomal ubiquitin receptor ADRM1 homolog
Exons: 2
Coding region: 1-1365 (454 amino acids)
Biological process (GO): ubiquitin-dependent protein catabolic process
Cellular component (GO): nucleus; cytoplasm; proteasome regulatory particle, lid subcomplex
Molecular function (GO): ubiquitin binding; proteasome binding; endopeptidase activator activity
Source: RefSeq, a predicted model, not a curated record
AUGAGUGGACCAAUAUUCGGUAGCAGCAGUGCGCUGGGUGGAAGUUCUGGUGGGAACCGACAUCUGGUCGAAUUUCGCGCUGGCCGUAUGAACAUGGUAAACAAGAUGGUUCAUGCGGACAAUCGUAAGGGAUUGGUGUACGUGUACCAGGCGGAAGAUGGGUUAAUUCACUUUUGCUGGAAGGAUCGUACUUCCGGGACGCUCGAGGAUGAUCUUAUUCUGUUCCCGGACGAUUGCGAGUUCAAGAAGCUCGAUUACGUAAAGAAUGGUCGCGUGUACGUGCUGAAGUUCAAGUCAUCCAGCAGGAGGUUGUUUUUCUGGAUGCAGGAACCGAAAACAGAUCGGGACGAUGAGUGGUGCCGUCGAAUCAACGAAGUGAUCAAUAAUCCACCGUCGGGCAAUAGCAUCGGGUCCGGGGGUAGAAGCAGUGGCACUGAUAAUGGUGACCUGCAAUACAUGUUAAACAACAUGUCGCAACAGCAAAUAAUGCAGCUGUUCGGUGGUGUAGGGCAGAUGGGUGGAUUGAGCAGCCUGCUAGGGUCUAUGACCCGUUCAAAUUCUGGCAAUUCAAGCAGUCGUACCAGUGCAGCGACUCCAUCGAAUCGAACCUUGUCUAGCAGCAACAAUGGCAAUGGUAGCAGCACUACGACUCCAACAGCAGCAUUGAACGCACCAUCGACACCUCGCGCACCGAAGAAAACGAGCGGAACUACGAAACCCACCAGCGGAUCCGGAAGUGCUACUUCAUCUCCUAUGAGCACACCCGUGGUACGAACGGCUGGCAACACCAGCAACAACGCUGCCGCUGAAGGAGGGUCCAGAAUUUUGCUCUCAGACCUGCAGAACUAUCUGUCCGGUAUUAGUGCAACCGGCGUAGAUGGAUCCGGUUCGAGGCAGAACAUCGAUUUAGCUUCCGCCGUUAAUUCACAAACGCUAGCCUCGAUUAUCUCCGACCAAGACAAAGUGGAUGCGCUGGUCGCACACCUACCUCAGCUGGAAGGUGAUGAGAACAAGAAGGAACAGCUGAAAGAAACCAUCUCCUCCCCCCAAUUCCAGCAGGCGCUUUCCAUGUUCUCUAACGCGCUGCAGUCGGGCCAGCUCGGUCCGGUCGUUUCGCAGUUUCAACUCAACGCUGAAGCUGUCGCUGCAGCAAACUCCGGAGACUUGGAGCAAUUUGUAAAGGCACUGGAAAAUAGCGAAAAAUCACCCGCUGAUACAGCAGCUGCAACGAGCAAGCAAUCGACGGGUUCUGCUACUGCUGCUGCCACUACUACCGAACAGCCGAAAUCAUCGGAAGUCAGCAAGGAGGAGAACGGUCAUGGUAAAGCGCAAAAGAAAGAUCAGGAUGAUGAAAUGGCCGGAUAG